Messenger RNA from Coniophora puteana RWD-64-598 SS2, 654 nucleotides. RefSeq lists its product as uncharacterized. The record is from RefSeq and is a predicted model, not a curated record. Lineage: Eukaryota; Fungi; Basidiomycota; Agaricomycetes; Boletales; Coniophoraceae. Bases 1 to 654 code for a protein of 217 amino acids. The transcript has 6 exons.
AUGCUUGUGUAUAUCUGGUCCCUUGUGCUCCUCUGCUCCUCUGCGCGCGCCUCGACAUGGAUCCAAUACCCUUCCGAUGGCUACGCGACCAUGACACACUAUACCCUGCCCCUUAAUUUUAUCCCCGCAUGUGGCUGCGUGACAAACAGCACGCUAUACCCCACAGCUGCAAUGAGCCAGAUGGCUUAUGGCUCCAGCCAAGCUUAUGGCCCUGCGUGCGGCAGCUGCUUCAACCUCACUCUCGUUGAUGCGUUCCUGGUCUCGCCCAAGUACUACCCCAACGUCACUCGGUCUGUCGUUGUCAAGAUAACCGACCUUUGUCCUCUCUCUAAAGCUGGCUGGUGCGACCCAACGACUUCGAAACCGAACGACGGAGGGGCGUACAUCAAUUUCGAUCUUUCGUGGCCUUCGACCUCUAUCUCCAGUGACUUCUUUCCUUCAAAUGCAACCGAGUAUGGAUAUACGGACUUUGGAGUAUGGAAUGUCAGCUACCAAGUUGUCUCCUGUCAAUCUUGGCUAGGUUGGAAUCACACACAAGCACUAGGCAGCGUAGCUAGUGAAGGAUUGGGAUAUGACUCCUGUUGCCCGGACGAUCCCUCGGUCAACCCAAACAGCACCUGCCCAUCCUACUCUGACGAGCACAAUUUAUCGUGA